AUGGUGCACGGUUUGGCACUAGCACAACAGCAGCGCAGGCUGUGCCUGUGCAGUGGGGAUUUUCCUAGUUACCCAAGAAAGCACAGAGAUGAGGAGAUGGUAUCUUGGGCUGACUGUGAAAGGGGCAUCAAAAGCAAGACGUUUGCGGUUACCAAAACGCAAUGUAGGUCUGAAAUCCCCGCCGCUGCAGAACUGACCUGUGGCCACGAGAGGGCAGAAAGAACAUCCCUUGUAAAGCUUGAUUUUGAGGCGAAUCGUGGACAGAACCUGGGCUGUGAACUGCCAGGCCUUCCCACCGAGCAAUACUGUGAUGUCACUCAGCAGAAUAAAAGCGACGUGCGUAUGAACGGUGAACUACUUCGUAAACCACCAGGCAGUUUAACUAAGGAAGUACAUUUCACUUAUAUCUUACUGCCCCUUAACGAAAUAAAAAGACUCAAACCAACCCAAUUUCCUACUUCUCAUCGCUAUCAGACACACAGCUCUAGAUACACCAUAUUCCCAAACUCCAGAUCACCUGAGGAUUGUGACACUUCGAUCGAUGCAAGCAGUCAUCAGCUUUUGCAUCCCAAUAUCCCUACCAAGGCCAACGACAACAAUAUGGUACAAAACACUGAAAGGGCUCUGGGGAUCACAGCAUACAGUCAGGACUUCACAGGAAGAGCUCCUAUGAAUCCCCUUAUCCUAGAUAACUAUCACGUGAAAGCAGUUGGCAAAUUAACUGGAGAACUAGGGGAAGAUGUGGAACUAAAAGAAAUAUUUCUGCCUAGUCUCCCAGAGGUAGGACCUCUUGAAGGGUGCACUGUGUAUUUACUUCAAGGUCAAUGUCCCAAUGAGUCAAUUCUGCAAGAACAGUGUUCAGAUGCCUCUGUCUUCAUUCAGGGUUUCUACUGUCAUAGCCGGCUACUCAGGCACGAUGCUGAGUAAAACAAAACCAGUGGCCAGCCUAGAUAAGGAGUGUAAAGUGAC
Pezoporus flaviventris is the source of this 969-nucleotide messenger RNA. It is a transcript of the gene SPMIP4, whose product is annotated as sperm microtubule inner protein 4. The record is from RefSeq and is a predicted model, not a curated record. Gene Ontology annotation, cellular component: centrosome. NCBI's taxonomy places the organism in Eukaryota, Metazoa, Chordata, Aves, Psittaciformes, Psittacidae. The transcript is spliced from 8 exons. The coding region runs from base 1 to 927 and encodes 308 amino acids.